CACACACUUCAAUCGAAGAUGCUGCGACGCCGAGUGCGGACGGAGCUGCUGCUACGAGGCCGCAGGGCGACGUCCAGCACUUCGAGACGGCUGGAUCUGGAUGAGAUCUUGGGCAAGAGGCUUCGUGCGACGGCCAAGGAGCUGUCGGUGGAGGUGCUACCGGCGCUCAAGGUGCUGUCCGAGAGCCUGGGGUUGCUACGUCAGAGUCCUGCCUUCAAGAACUGGAGCGCAGCUGAUUGGCUGGUUGGACUAUCCGUCUUAGCUCAGUACAAGACACAGCAGCGUGCCGGCGGAAUCCAUAAUGAUGCUCAUAAGAAGCCACUAGUGAUGGACAAGGUACUGUGUUAACGAAACGUUGGUUUAACUUUACUUGUAUAAGAAUGGUGCAAUCCUCGCAGGUGCUGCUAUCCAAGCUCCUGCGAUACGUGCGCGUGUGCGACGCCGUAUACGCGUCCUCGAUCGCUUCGUUCUGUAAAGAGGCUAGUGUGCCACGGGAUAGAGUACUACGAGCGCACCCGGGCGGCGUCGUGUCUCCUAGGUGCAUCAUCUUGGCGGACCACGAGCAUCAGGAGCUCGUGUUGGUGGUACGCGGUACCGCAUCGUUAUUGGAUUUCUGCACGGAUCUGUGUCUACAGAAUGAGCCGUUCCUAGAUGGUCAGGGCCAUCGCGGUAUGGUGCAUGCGACGACGUGGCUGGUGCGUCACCUGCGCGGCGACCUGCAGAAGCUGUCGGAAAGGUAUCCGGACUACAAGUUGGUGGCGACGGGCCACAGUCUAGGAGCGGCGGUCGCAGCAAUGAGUGCCAUGCAGCUAAAAGAAGAUUUCCCGGAUAUUCAGUGCUACGCUUUCGGUACUCCGGCGUGUUUGACGCGAGAGUUGGCAACGGGCAGCUAUGAUCUCGUGACCACGGUUGUGAACGGCUACGAUUGCGUGCCUCGGCUGCACCAGCACUCGCUUCUAAAGCUGCAAGACGAGAUUAGUCGCUUUGACUGGCGAACAGCGUUGAGACACAUGGUGUCGGAGGAAAUUCGAAAGCAGAAAAUUGCUGUGGAAAAGCAGCAGCGUGCUAAGUUAGAAGAACUUCAAACAGCGCUACGGAAGAUGGACCAUUUACACUUGAAGCAGCGGACAAGCGAAGCUACGGCCAAGUUGGAUGAGGUGAAAAAGCUUGCUUCCAAUAACAUUAAGGAAUUCGCUAGCGAUGUGGAUUCGCUUCUAGCGGACAAACUGGACGCCGCUUUCUCUGUUUUCAAGACGGACAAACUGUCGUUGGAACAUGUUUCGUUUAUUAAGAACCUUUUGAACCUUGAAGACGUCAAGAAAGGUGAUUCUUUUUGGUGGAAGCGCAUGGAUGAGAGCGUUGUUGCUCUUGAGCGGCUGUCAGCUGCUGUCAACAAGCCUGAGGAGCUCGAGCGUGUACUGGUGGAACUGAAGGAGGUUCUGCACAAGACAUCUGAAAGUACGAAGAGGUUACUCAAAAGUGACGAUGAUCCUGGUGAGUUUACUUUUUACAUGUGCGUCAGGAGAAGAUGCCUAACUCCUGUUUUGGUUAUUGGAGAUGCCACAGAAUCCUCCCAGCUGCAGCUGUUUCGCUCUCGAAUCGACGAUAUCGUCGACAAGACACGCGCAUCGCUUAAAUCACGGAUUAGUGAGCAAGUGUACGGAUCUUCACCAUAUUAUGUUCCUGCGAAGACAUUGUCCGUGGAUUAACCGGUAGUUAUGUCUUCGCAGGUCAAAGGUGUCCACCGCUGUCACUUCUAAUGUGAAAAACUAUGUCGACACGAUAAAGGAAGAGACCGAAGCUUUAAGCUCCAUUGUGCAGGAAGAACUGGACGAUGUUGCGGGGAAGAUUUCACAGAACUUGCCGUUUCUGAUGGGGGUGAACUGUGAAAACGAAUCGAGCACUGAGAAGUCCACCCAUGCAGCUAUCCUGGAAGAGAAAGACAAGAACGACAGCUUCGGUGAGGUUUUUGCAGACACCGAUCCUUCAGAGCGAUUUGAGCCGGAAUCGAGUCAAGAGACUGAGCAGGAAUGGGAGCAGCUCAAUCAGGACCAAGAGCAAUCGGAGGACGAUAAUAUGCUGCUUCACGAUCCACUGUUUCCCCCUGGACGCAUUCUCUACCUCAAUCGUGUGAUCGCUCCGGGGCCGUCACUAGAAACCGACGACGACGUGAGUAUCAAGACUUUAGGCAAUAGCCACAAAGUACCAGAUGUGGUGGAGUUCGUGGAGGUCGCAACGGACGAGUUUGGUCGAGUCGUGCUCUCGAAUCGCAUGCUGCUUGAUCACCUCUGCACAGACUACGAACGAGUUCUCCAAUCACAGGCGAAGAUGCUGGAGCGCACACCCUAGACUUCAAACUACCAUAGACAUAUAUCCAUUACACAAACAAAAAUCUACCUAAGGUGAGUCCCCAGCACGUUGAGACGCUUCUCGUUCCCCAGUAGGCGACAGCGGUGGCAGACUCACGCGCACUUCGCGAGCUGCACACGUGAGGAAGUUGAGCAUGGCUGCACUGCGACUGAUAGCGGAAUGCAUGAUCGCGGCCUGUAGGAACAUAUUCAAGGCUUCUUGUCGAUACUUCGCCACUGGUGCUCGUGUGCUCGGAAGAAAAGUCCGUGGAGGGAGAGGUGGAAGGCCUUCCAAGACGUAUCCUGCGCUCUCCAGCGUUGCACACAACUCGCGGAAUUCACUAAACCGACGGAACACUGUCCAUUGGUAUGGCCCACCGUACACUUGGAUCUGGAAGACGCUGAACGAUAGCAGUUUAUCGAUCGCUCGGUUCGGUACAUUGGCGUGAGCAUCUUUGUUCUGUAGAUGGCAGACUUCAACACGCACGGAGCGUAGAGGUUGAGACCGCAGAUCAUCGUUCGAGAGGCCAGAGACUGUCGUAUCCUGCACGCUUUCCAUCAGCACAUGCAGGUCUGUACGGUCUUCGUCGUUGUUCAUCAGGCCUGCUGCUCCGCUUCCGAAGCGUCCACCACCAAUGAUCCGAGACUCCUCUUGACUCUUUUCCAGAUUCAGAAGCAAGUACCGAGUGGCGGAAACGUCUACACGUGCUGAGUCCACCGCUACUCGGAAGUUGGUCGCCGCUACUUCAUUGUCGCAUUCGAUAUUGUACGACCGAGAUGGAGAUGUGGUCUGACCGAUUUUGAGGGUAGCACCUUCCACGACGACCUCCAACGUCGAGUCAAGAGCCACCUCCCACAAUUUUUGACCAGUUUUGCCGCUCAAACAUAUUAGUCGCUUGUCUGUCAGCAACAGCAAUCCACGGUGUGGCUCGAUACCGUAGUCCACAUGAUACACGUAGCUGUACAAUUACAUUCAAUUAGCAAGGCUGCCAGGUAUGGAACGAUUCCGUUGGUACGUACUCAUCUGUGGCAUCCAGCGACGUCAGCAGCAACACCGCAUAGCCUCGAGCUUCUCGAUCCGAGUAGGACACUAGAACACCGUCCGAGCUGUGAGGAAAAAUAAGCUAUAUGAUCAGCUACAGAAAUGGAAUCAGCCAAUCUCAUAUACACGUACCAGAUUCGCCGAGGUAGCCUGAAGCGUGUGACUGUGUCAAACGCGUUGCGAUCUGUGCCAUCCAAAGAUUCCGCGCUUGUUUUCGCUCCUCGCGAAAGACUCGUAAGCAAGUCCAAGAAUCCAGCUGUGGGUUUCACAAUUAGCCCCGCGACGCCCUUACCGAUACCCACGACAAAUCCACCAGCGCCAUCUUGUUCUGCACCACGCACUGGAGCAGCCACAACGCCCUUGAUACCAUCCCAAACACCCCCAACAAGUCCCUUACUACCUUCUGCAAUUGCAUCACCCAAGUCGUUGAUCUUUUUUAUCUGUCGGGUAGAGGCACGCUGUCUCUGAACGUUAUACUGUUCAUCCAUAGCCAACAACGCGAUACCCUUCCCAAGCGUCUCUGUAAUCUUGCCAGUCGUGUGAAAGAUGCCCACCGCUGUGUUCCUCAACAAACUUUUGGAGCCCUUGGUCAUGCCAGUUCGCAAAUUGUCGAUACGCAGACCAUUUUCAUCCUCCAGCAGCAUCUGAGCCGGUGUAUAGAAGAAGUCUUUAACUCCGGUACCCAGGGUGCUCACUAGACCAAUCGGGUUCCCCAGGAAAUCGACAGAGCCCAUAAUACUGUACCAGCUGCGCAAACCGUGGUGCAGAUAGUGCUGCAUGGCAUAGAAUGCGAGCGUGUGCGUUGUUUCGAGCAGGUUUUCCACGUAAAACUCCGGUAUUCGAAUAGGUGCUUGGUCUAGAUUGGAUACCAGCGCUGCUGCUGCGCUGAUGAGCGUGCUUAGAACAGACGACAUGUCCGGAGACAACUACAAGAACAAAGUACAAGGGAUUAGUGGCAAGAUAAUCGAAGAAAAAAAAAGAAUAAUCAAACCACGUACCAGUGACAGCAGCAACGACCGGUCUGCCG
Messenger RNA from Phytophthora nicotianae INRA-310, 4417 nucleotides. RefSeq lists its product as hypothetical. The coding region runs from base 381 to 1709 and encodes 442 amino acids. Lineage: Eukaryota; Oomycota; Peronosporomycetes; Peronosporales; Peronosporaceae. The transcript is spliced from 3 exons. Gene Ontology annotation, biological process: lipid metabolic process. The record is from RefSeq and is a predicted model, not a curated record.